UGUCUUGGACCCACAAUUAGUUGCACGCUACGUGGAGGAGUCAAGAAAUCGAAGAAAGAACGAAGCAAAUCAAUUUCUGUUUACUUUUUAUUUUAUUUUUCUUCGAUUGGAUUCAAUUUCUGAAUUUCCCAAUACCCUUCACGGGAGAUCGGUUGGCGAAUUGGUAGCGUCCCGUUGAUUUUCCUAUUCGACGCAUAAAGGGUAUCACUGUUUCAUCAUCUCUUAAUCAAUCAUGUUUACCCGAAUUUUUGGCAAACCGAAACAGGAAGCCAAUACUCUAACCACUUUGGACAAGUUAAAUGAGACACUUGAAAUGCUAGAGAAAAAGGAGAAAGUACUCCUUAAAAAGGCUGCAGCAGAAGUUGAAAGAGCCAAAGAAUUCACACGAGCAAAGAAUAAAAGGGCGGCUAUACAAUGUUUGAAGAGGAAGAGGCUAUAUGAACAGCAAAUAGAGCAGCUUGGAAAUUUCCAGCUGCGUAUUCAUGACCAGAUGAUAAUGUUAGAAGGUGCCAAGGCAACCACAGAAACAGUUGAUGCAUUGAGAACUGGAGCAGCGGCAAUGAAGGCUAUGCAAAAAGCCACGAAUAUUGAUGAUGUCGACAAGACUAUGGAUGAGAUCAACGAACAGACAGAGAACAUGAAACAAAUUCAGGAAGCAUUGUCUACUCCAAUUGGUGCAGCUGCUGACUUUGACGAGGAUGAAUUGGAAGCAGAACUUGAAGAGCUGGAGGGUGCUGAAUUGGAAGAACAGCUUCUUCAACCCGCAACUACAGCUCCAGCAGCCCCAGUGCAUGUUCCAGCUGGGCGUCAACCCACUCGUCCUGUGUCUUCGAAGCCCACUGCUGAGGAAGAUGAAUUGGCAGCUUUGCAGGCUGAGAUGGCACUUUGAGCAGGCCAGAACUUUGCAGGCAUUGAUGUGCAUGAUAAGUGGCCUCUUGUAAAACCAGAGUGACACGGAGAAUUCUGCCCCUCCUCAUGCUUGCUUAUCAAUGAAACUAUUAAACAGACCAAAGAUGUAUAUAAAGGGUAUAAAAAUUCAAUGGCCCUUAAAAAUUUCUACUUUCUCGGAUGUUUCGCCCUCUUCGAUGUCGCGUUUUAUCAGAAAGUUGAAAAGCCGGAUUUAUCCUUGUGUAGUUCUUGUUAAACAUUGAUGCAUUUGUUUGUAAACCUAGUGGAGUUUAAAUAUUAUUCUUCACACUGAUCA
Molecule: messenger RNA, 1204 nt
Organism: Cajanus cajan (pigeon pea)
Lineage: Eukaryota; Viridiplantae; Streptophyta; Magnoliopsida; Fabales; Fabaceae
Product: vacuolar protein sorting-associated protein 32 homolog 1
Biological process (GO): late endosome to vacuole transport via multivesicular body sorting pathway; vesicle budding from membrane
Cellular component (GO): multivesicular body; cytoplasmic side of plasma membrane; ESCRT III complex
Source: RefSeq, a predicted model, not a curated record